Messenger RNA from Sclerotinia sclerotiorum 1980 UF-70, 444 nucleotides. RefSeq lists its product with no specific name. The record is from RefSeq and is a predicted model, not a curated record. Bases 1 to 444 code for a protein of 147 amino acids. NCBI's taxonomy places the organism in Eukaryota, Fungi, Ascomycota, Leotiomycetes, Helotiales, Sclerotiniaceae. The transcript has 2 exons.
AUGAUUCUAGGAGCGGUCUUCUCACUAGCUCUUCUCUCCGCUAUUGCCACUGCGUCUUCAGUCCCAAUAUGUGUCAAAGAUUCCAGUACCACAACCUCAUUCGCCAUAUCUUCUCUGUCUAAAUAUACCACCCAGUUCUGCACGGAAGUCGCUUCCAGCAACUUUUCAUCUAAUACCAAGAACUAUAAUAUGGGUUCUACUUCUGCUUCUGUCAUUUCGCUUGGCUUUACCUCCGCUUCAACUAAUUGUCUUGGGAAUAACUCUGUAACUAACUGCGAGAACAUUUAUGAACUCCUUUUCUCCACUUUCUUAGGCUUGAAAGUAAGAGUAAUAACAAAUUCAAAGGCGGAAACAACAAUUCUACAAUCACGGGAUCAGGAUCUGUCAAUUCGGGAUGCGGUAUAUACAGCUUCCGGCUUACAAGUACGGAUCCCGAUAACAUGA